Messenger RNA from Leguminivora glycinivorella, 2008 nucleotides. RefSeq lists its product as uncharacterized. Bases 131 to 2008 code for a protein of 625 amino acids. The record is from RefSeq and is a predicted model, not a curated record. Lineage: Eukaryota; Metazoa; Arthropoda; Insecta; Lepidoptera; Tortricidae. The transcript is spliced from 2 exons.
CUCCGUCUUUUUCAUUGGUCAUUCGCCCCAUUUAUUCAGUGCCUAUUUAGUUUCUGACAGUUCCGUUUACGUGUUUACAUUUCAUUUUGUUUCAUUGUUUACAUUCAUAUAUUCACGUAGUUCUCAUCGUAUGAUCACCCGUAGCAAAAGUAAAAUAAUGUCGGCUAAUCCCGACGCCGUUUUAGCACCUCCACAGCCUCACAGCUCUGUUCCGCAAGGCGACAGGGCACCUAGCGUUCACACGGCGCAAAGCAAAAGCAAAUCUUCUCGUUCUUCGGCGACCGUAAAAGCACAAAAAGCUGCAGCUGAAGCGAUCGCUCUGCGCCGCCGCCUGGAACGAGAGCAGCAGCUCGCCGCCCACGAGCGCGACCGUGAGCAGGCGCUCGCCGCGCGGGAGCGCGAACGAGAACUUCAACUUGCGGAGCUGCAACGGCAGGUCGAAGAGUGUGAGCUGCAAGCUGAACUCCAAGCUAUUGAUGCCGAGGCAGGGAGUAGCUGCGCAGGUCGUAGCCAUUCAGAUCAGGUGAGCGUGAAUAGAACAAAAAAAUGGGUUGAAAACCAUCCAUUCAAUGACAAUUGUGGUGAUAGGGACAUGGACAUUCCGUUCAAUGACAAUUGUGGUGAUAGGGACAUCCCUGCAGUAGGAUGCGAACCUCUCUCAGGUCCAUCUCCCGGCCAUACGGUACCACCACCGAUGGCCACUCGGGUACCUGCAUUCCCUAUGAACCUCCUUAAUCGUCAAUCGGAACCGGCAGUAGGAUGCGAACCUCUUUUAGGUCCAUCUCCCGGCCAUACGGUACCAUCACCGAUGGCCACUCGGGUAUCUGCAUUCCCUAUUAACCCCCUUCAUCGUCAAUCAGAACCGGUAAAUGCCACCAAAGCGUCCGAGGCGGCCGGCUAUAUGCCCCCGCUCUUCCCCACGGAGCUUGGCCAACCUGUUCUCCUGCAAGCGGUAGCCGACACCGCGGCCGCAGCGAAGGCUCUCGCUUCAGCUUCCAGUGUAAAGAAACUGGAAUUACCUCAAUUUUUUGGUAACACGCUGCAAUGGUUACAAUUCAAACGUAUAUAUAACGUAACUAAAAAUAACUUUUCUCCUCUAGACAACAUAAAUCGGCUCCACAAUGCGCUCCGCGGCCCCGCCCGGGACGCCGUCGCGGCGCUGCUGAUGUCCACGGAGGACCCGGAGGAGGUGAUGCGCGCUCUCGAGGACAACUUCGCCCGCCCCGAGCUCAUCGUCUACAAAGAGGUCAAUUCUUUAAAAAACCUUCCUCGCCUGGGAAACGACUUGAAAGAACUAGGAGUACUGUCGAAUAAGACUUGGAGAUCUAACAUUGAUUGGGACACCGAACUCCCACAGACCGAAUCAUCUAAGUGGUUUGAAUGGUUCCAAGAACUUUUAAAAGUUUCUUCGUUGAAGAUCCCGCGUUGGUAUUCAAAAAUAAAAGGCUCGGAACCUUCAUAUCGAGAACUGCAUGUUUUUGCGGAUGCGAGUGAGCUUGCCUACGCCUGUGUCGCAUAUUGGCGCUUAGUGUACCCUGACGGCAGCAUCGAGCUCAUUCUCAUCGCAAGUAAAACGAGGGUCUCCCCACUUAAACCUAUAUCUAUCCCGCGAUUGGAGUUACAAGCCGCUUUGAUAGCUUCUCGAUUAGCACUCGUUAUCAAGGACAGCCAUCGUAAAAAACCAACGCGUACAUAUUUUUGGACCGAUUCGAUGACUGUCCUCCAAUGGUUGCGUAGUGAUGCACGAGCGUUUAAGCCUUUUGUUGCCCACCGCCUAGGUGAAAUAUUAGAAAAUUCUGCUGUCAAAGACUGGCACUGGGUACCGACAGACUUAAAUGUGGCUGAUGACACAACUAGACUUCGUCCAAUUGAUCUAACCCUUUCACAUCGGUGGUUUUUUGGCCCAUCAUUUCUUUUAAAGUCCCCGAGGACUGGCCCACAGAGCCACUUAAUGUCACAUCAAACCUCGAAGAACUUAAAUGCCAACCAAUUGAGUCGGUGGCGGUAA